AUGCCAAUCCCUGAGGAAUUUAGGCGUGAUGUUGUUGAUGAUGAUGAAGAGGGCCCUGAGGCCCCAAAGAAGAAAACCACGAAGGCCACCCCUUCAAAAUCAACAACCACUUCUUCCUACACCCAGGCAAGAAGAACCGUUCCCCCUCCCACCAAGGUAAAGAAGGAAGCCCUUGUUGCUACUGAGAGCAAACAUGGCAAAAAGAAAUCUCAUGUCAAAGCUCCCCCAAGAAAGGGGGAAUGUUCCAGUCAGAGGCUGGAGAGAUCCUUCAGCAGCACCAAAAGGACAGAGGGAGCAUCCUCUAAGAAGCUCAUCACCCUCUCUGACAAGGAGGAGGACAGUGAGGACAAUGAGCCUAUUGCAAAAAGGCUGAAGAAAAGAGGAACGUCAAAACCUACACCAGCUACUAAGGAGACAUCCCCAAGUAGCUCUACCACUUCUGAGUCCUCUGACGUUCUGUCUCCUCCACCAUCACCUGCUUAUUCCUCACCACCUCCAAGAACACAACAACCCUCUCCUGGGCAACAAGAAGGAGAUGGAAUUAAAGAAACAGAUGCAGCACCUGCUGCAGAAAAACAUGUGGCUCAGCAAGAAGCUCAGCCACAAAAGAAACUUGACAAAGGAAAAGGGAUUCUUGUUGAAUCCCCUAAAAAGAAAAAGCCAAUUGCUCCCAGGGCUCUAGCAGAAGAGGAGGGCUUAGAAGUUCCUCCACUGAUGGAGGAACAAAUUACAACAGCCCCCUCUUCCUCAAAAAUAAAGGAGGUUGCAAUCAGGCAAGCACCUGAAGAACCUCCAGCUUCUGGUAUUAACAACAACCAGAAAAAGAAGAAACCAGCCUCCCCCAUUCCAUCAAUCCCCAUUGCAUCGAGGAGAAAAUCUCAGAUUGGGAUUGCUGAGAUUUUUGAAAUGAUGGGGAAGAAGAUGGAGAAGCUGCUACCUGAAGCGCCAUCCAUUCCUCAGCUGGACAUGACCAGCACUACUGAAGAGCUGAAGGCUCUAAGGAACAGAUUGGAUCAACUCUCAUCUUCCUUCAUCAAAUUCCAAGAGCAACAGAAGGAAGACAGGGAGCAGCUCCUCAACACCAUCUAG
Molecule: messenger RNA, 1089 nt
Organism: Gastrolobium bilobum
Lineage: Eukaryota; Viridiplantae; Streptophyta; Magnoliopsida; Fabales; Fabaceae
Exons: 2
Coding region: 1-1089 (362 amino acids)
Source: RefSeq, a predicted model, not a curated record